AUGCAUGCUAUAACUGGUAUCGACGAACUUGUUUAUAAUGAUGUUCUAUUGUGCCAAUUUGAAAUACCAUUUGAAAGCGAUAAUGAUGACCAUAAUGGUGACGAGAACGACAGUGAUACAGUGUCAGUAUUGUCAAUUGAAGCGAUGUCAUCAAGUGAAGCUUUUGAUGAUUUCUGGGACUUUUAUUACAUGUUUAAUGAAGAUCAUACACCAGAAAUGGAUAGUAUAUCCGUCAAUCAGGAAGAAGGAAGUGACGAAGAGCCAGAAAUCGAUGAAGAAAUGGAAGGUGCAGAAGAGGGCAAUCUGAAUGCCAAUAAUGAUGAUGAUGCUGAAAGUGUUGCUUUACACUUCGAAACUCAUAUCAUCAUAGUUGAAACACCACCAUGUUCCGAUGCUGACGAUGAUGAUGAUAAUACUGUUGAAGUUAUACUGGUACCAGACCCAAUUAUCGUCGAGAGCCCAUGCACAUCAGAUGAGGAAUAG
This is a messenger RNA of Rotaria sp. Silwood1, 483 nucleotides long. The record is from the annotation of a GenBank genome assembly. Lineage: Eukaryota; Metazoa; Rotifera; Eurotatoria; Philodinida; Philodinidae.